Mixia osmundae IAM 14324 is the source of this 321-nucleotide messenger RNA. RefSeq lists its product as uncharacterized. The annotation marks the transcript as partial. The transcript has 2 exons. NCBI's taxonomy places the organism in Eukaryota, Fungi, Basidiomycota, Mixiomycetes, Mixiales, Mixiaceae. The record is from RefSeq and is a predicted model, not a curated record.
GAUUGAGCCUGGACCGCAUACUCGCCCAUGCAGAGCUCGAGGAGCGUCUCCAAGACCGGUUCUACUCCUCCUACGGCGGAUCUACUUGAUGGCGCGUGAAGCGCCCGGCCGUGCCGGCCAUCUCGAUCUGCCCAUCGAACGCGACUGCCAGCACAGAAUGAAGCUGCCGACGAAGACGAAGUAUUGCACCCCGCUGCUGGCAAAGGAUCGCUGGAGCGGCCGUACAAUGUUCGCCGAUGAUAGGCACUUCAGGCAUAUCUACAGGCCUCACACAUGGCAAAGCUGCUGGGAAGGGCACCGUCAGAGGCAGCGGCAAGCUUG